Clarias gariepinus (North African catfish) is the source of this 1755-nucleotide messenger RNA. RefSeq names its product protein naked cuticle homolog 2-like. The record is from RefSeq and is a predicted model, not a curated record. Gene Ontology annotation, molecular function: calcium ion binding. The transcript is spliced from 10 exons. Gene Ontology annotation, biological process: negative regulation of Wnt signaling pathway. NCBI's taxonomy places the organism in Eukaryota, Metazoa, Chordata, Actinopteri, Siluriformes, Clariidae. Bases 59 to 1321 code for a protein of 420 amino acids. Gene Ontology annotation, cellular component: cytoplasm.
CUCAAGUGGAAGGAACAUUCCCACGUAGGAAUCCAGAAAAACUUCAGUCUCUUUCUGCAUGGUAUGGAGAAUCCCAAAUGCACCCCUGCCACUUGAGUCCUCCUCUGCCAGUCAUGGCAAAGAGAAUUUUCCUAAAAGGCUAAUAAAAGUGUUCAGAAGGAAUAUGGGGCUUUUGCAAUCGAGAAAUGCUUGUAAACGCAGGGAAAGUCCAGAAGGUGGCACUUUGGCAACUGGAGCUCAUCUCCUGCAGGCAGAGUUGGCUCAUCCCCCUGAGUCAGACAGAACCAGGAGCAAGCAGGAUGUGCUUGGCGUAGAGCUACGGGACGACCACUUUUUGGAUCAUGACUGCCCUCUGGAGGUAAUCCUGCCACCAGAGAGAGCAGCAGAAUGCCAAAGCUACAAGCUUUCAUCAGAUAAUGUAGAACGCCUAAGGAGGAAUGCAAAAAACGAUGAUGUGGAGUGUAAUGUACCUGUUUUGGAUGAAAAUCACCAAGAGUGGGUGUUUACUUUGUAUGACUUUGAUAACAACGGGAGAGUAACCAAAGAGGAUAUGUCCAGCCUGAUGCACACCAUCUAUGAGGUAGUGGAAGCGUCAGUCAGACAAUCUGCACUCUGUGACAGCAAAACUCUGCGCGUCAAGCUGAGUGUAACACCCCUAAUAUCCAGCAGCAACAGAAGGGAGCAAGACAUUGGUCUUCCACAGAACAAGCAGGACCACAUGGAGGAGAACCACCCCAUUCAUUUCAGACAUACUGUUGAACCCCACAGAAGACAAAGCACAGAUCCUGCUGUCAGCGCCGAGAAGAAACCUUACCGCAUUGACGAGAACACAGAACGCAGAAACCACUAUUUAGAUCUGGCUGGGAUUGAAAACUACACCUCCAAAUUUGAUGCAGACCACACACCCUGUGAGGAGCAGUAUCAGGAUGGCCCCGCACAUGGCUCCCGCUCUGCACAUCAUCGAUGGUCUCAGCUAGAUCGUGGCAGUCUGGGGAAGUCCGGUGGCCGUCGCCUCCCCUUCCUCAGGUCUCUGCGGAGCCGCAGCAAAUCAAACAGACUUCACGGGCAUCACCCAGUCAGCUGGUGCUGUCCUCCUGCUCCACAGCAGCAGCCUCUGUACACUCACAGCAAGCGGCCUCAUGCCAGGCCUCGUGAUGCAACAUCGGCCUCUGUGCCUCAUCCAGGACUAGACUUGGAUGUACAGCCUGGAUCGGGCAUUCCUCCUGGUGGCUUCAUGCCCGUGGCUCAGAGGCAUGAGCACCAUCACCUCCACGAGCAUCACCAUCAUCACCAUCAUCACCAUCAUUACUAUUCCUCGUGACUCCAGCCUCUCAGAAAGAGACACAGGAAGUGAGAAUUGCACAUACAAUCUUUGUUCAUUAAUUACAUCCAUGGUCAGCUGUGGAAGAGGAACAGUAUUUCUCCUUUUAUUUCAAUCUAAGAAAGUGAGAUAAACUAUGCAACAUUGGGUGCUAUGCAUAUUUGCUUUUUUUAACUACUAGUAAUAAAUAACUGUUUCAUCACCUUUCUUUAUAAGUUCAGUAAAAUACUUUCCAGUAGAUUCUGCUCAUAUAAAAAAACCACUUACGGUGAUGUAUGUACAUGUAGAUAAAAAAAAAAAAAAUGUAUUAAUGUAUGUUUCUCAAAGAGUAGCUGAUAUGCCCAGAAGACUGAUUAUAGAAAUUUCUAUAGAAAUAACCACAUAUAUUGUAUGUUUGUUUUAUACAACCUAAUGUAUGUUGAAAUUGUUAUACA